Messenger RNA from Neoarthrinium moseri, 495 nucleotides. RefSeq lists its product as uncharacterized. The transcript has a single exon. Lineage: Eukaryota; Fungi; Ascomycota; Sordariomycetes; Amphisphaeriales; Apiosporaceae. The record is from RefSeq and is a predicted model, not a curated record. The coding region runs from base 1 to 495 and encodes 164 amino acids.
AUGCUGCGUCCAAUGCACCAAAAUGGGAUCCUUCCUGGAGCCGCCGUUACAGCAUUGCUGGAGCGUUGCGGUUUCCACGCGGUGAGAGCAACAAACAAAUCAGCAAGACGAGCCGGCGAAGGCGAGACAUCGCUUCGCGGACACGCUGCUUGCGCCUCUGGUUACUGUGCUGACCGCGAAACCACGCACUACGGAUCCCGAUCAACAAUGGAGGAUUGGGACGAAGUCCAGUGCGAACCAGACCGUGGUGACGAACUCAACCAAGAUCAGAACCCUACCCGAGACUUCUCAACUACACGCCUGAUCAAACAGACCCUCCUCAUCCUGCACACUCUGCUUGUCGGAACUUUGCGCGGCUUCGUUGGACUCGCCAUCAUCCACGCGGAGGCGUGGGUUAGCAUCGUCAGCAUUUGGAGUCGCUUCGUCUUCUUUCAGCUAUGUCGCUACGUCCUGCGGAUCAUUGGGGCUCGCCUCCAUCGCGGCCGCGUCGAUUGA